Molecule: messenger RNA, 2778 nt
Organism: Sycon ciliatum
Lineage: Eukaryota; Metazoa; Porifera; Calcarea; Leucosolenida; Sycettidae
Product: leupaxin-like
Source: RefSeq, a predicted model, not a curated record
GAGACUCAGGUUUGCCCAGUCUUGGCUUGACUUGACUCUUGUCAGUGCAGUGAGUCUUGACUUGUCUUGAGUCUCGAGUAACUGUUGUAGCCUGCUAGCUCCUGUCUCUCUACUCGCCGUAGGCUGUGUGUAGAUCUACUAUGGGCCUGGUGUAUGUAGAUCUACAACUACACAGAAGAGGAGCGCGUCACACCGUCAGUCACAGAUCGUAAACACAGUCGAGGGAGACGAAACAGCGAGAGCGACGUCGACUCAGCUUUCCAGUGUUCUUGCGUUUAUGUAGCGUUUGCUUGAGGGAGUAGUGAGCGUGUGGAGUAGGUCAGCAGCUGCCUUUCGUUCAGUGACUAUUCUACCUGGGACCAUAGAGGUGAAAGCGAGGUGCAUCCGUCGACCAUGGACGAUUUGGACGCGCUGCUGGAGGAUUUGCAGGCAGUCGUGCCUCGCACAGAUCGUCCCAGCAGUAAGACCCCCGCUGCGAGCCUCGCCAGUACUGGUAGUGGAAGCAGUGGCAGUUCGAACAUCUCAACGCAGCGCGCUGUGAACGGAGGAUCUGCACCACUAGCGCUGGCAGGAGUGAACGGAACAACCUCCUCGACGAACAACAUGCUCUCCUCGUCUGGCGGCGGUACAGUGGCCAGUACCAGCAAUAUAUCAGGUGCUGUCAGUCCUGGAAUGACGAACGCAUCUAGCAAUCUUGCAGAGCUGGACAGCCUGUUGGAGUCGCUCAACUCUCCCAGUCUUGGCAUGGAUUUAGACGAUGAAGCAAUUCGUGCCCUGGGUAUGCCAGAUGGAGGUGUCAGCUCGAAGGGUGGUCAGGGCAGCUACAAGUCGUCGCCAGCGGCCAGGCCGGACGUUGGCAAUCUGCUGACGGACCUGGACAAUGCCGUGUCAGUGCGUUCCAGUGCAUCGCCGCCGAACAACAUGGCGCAGCAGAGCAACUCGGCCAGCCCGCCUGUGCCCCCGUCGGCCGACGCAUCCAGUGCUACACGCGACCUGGAUGCGCUCAUGGCCAGUCUCAGUGACUUCCAGAUGACCACUGGCGGGGGCGGUGGUGGCGGCGGCGGUGCAGUAAGUAAUAAAGCGUCCGACGCCAGCGCUAACCAACUGUACGCGCAUCCCAAGGCAAUCGCCACCGGCUCGGAUGCUAGUUUAGGCGCAGUGAGCACCGCCAGUCAGGGGUUUCCGCCGGCUGCGCCGCCGGAAGAGGAUCCAUCGGCACGCCUCAGUCAGCUAGACUCCAUGCUUGGCCAUCUCCAGUCCGACCUGUCGCGGCAGGGCAUUACUAGCUCAUCGAAGGGAACAUGCUCGGCAUGCCAGAAAGAAAUCGUUGGACAGGUGAUAACAGCUCUAGGCCGCACAUGGCAUCCGCAUCAUUUCAUCUGCGUCUGCUGCAAGGCAGAGCUGGCCACGAGGAACUUCUUUGAGCGCGAGGGCAAGGCAUACUGUGAGAAGGAUUACCAUGAGAAGUUUGCGCCCAAGUGUGCGUAUUGCGACGGGCCUAUACUGGAGCGGUGCAUGACUGCCCUCGGUAAAACGUGGCAUCCCGAGCAUUUCAUUUGUGCCCAUUGCGGCAAUCCGUUCGGGCCCAGCGAAAGCUUUCAUGAGAAAGAUGGCCAGCCAUACUGCCGCAACGAUUACUACGAGCUGUUCGCACCCAAGUGUGGUGCCUGUGAGCGUCCGAUCUUCGACAGUUUUGUGUCAGCCUUGAAGAAGCAAUGGCAUCCAGAGUGCUUCAAUUGCAUGGAGUGCGGCGAAGCGUUCAAGGGCGGCAACUUCUUUGAGCACGAUCUCAUGCCCUACUGUGAGAAGCACUAUUACAAUCGUCAGGGAGCGGUCUGCUCACAGUGCAAGAAGCCGGUGACUGGCCGCUGCAUCACGGCCAUGGGACACAAGUACCACCCGGAGCACUUUGUCUGUGUGUUCUGCAUGAAGCAGCAGCAUGGGCACGUUCAAGGAGCACGGCGAGCGUCCAUACUGCAUGAAGUGUUACGGCAAGCUGUUCGGCUGAGCCGCCGGAUACUGCCGGGGCCAGUAUGUACAUUGUACGUAUCAGUGGCCGGCUCCCGUACCGCGGCAGUGGAUUUGCGGAGUGGGUCAGUUUGAAGCGCUCUGUCUCUCUUGUGAUCCAAGCCUUAAAACCAGGCUCAUUUGUGAGUACUAGUAAACUAAAGGGCGUCGCUGCCGGUAUACCGGGUUGAACUCGUUCAAUGAUUCCACACGAAUUGUUCACCAGCAAUUGAGUCUUGCAUGCAAUUGUGGUCCUGCUGUGUCGGACAGUGUCAGCUGCUCGUUUGUGCUGUGCCGCACGCAUGCAGUGGAUGCAUGUCUUGAUUUAUGUAACAUCAACACAUACACAUACACACACACACACAUACACACAUACACACGUGCGCACACAUCACACUCUUGCUUGUAUGCAGAGCACAAUGCCGCAGCGGCACUGCAAAACACGGCGCCAAUCCCUUCGCGCACAGUCACAGCGCACAUGCUGCCGUGUAGACUUGCUUGCUGUGAGCACUUUACCUUUCCUGAGAUGUUGUCAGUCACCGCACUGGAUCUAGCUAGCUGGCUUGUCGUUGUGCAUUGCCGCAUGGCAUUACUAUUGAUCAGGCUCCACUGGUGGAGCUGGGAGGCCCUCAUUGCCAUGAGAGCUUGUGAUUGAUCCUGUUUCUCCAGAUAUUCUUUCGGGCUAGUUUUAAUUAAGUUAUGUACAUCAUAGCCACCAUGAUAUUGAAGUUAUUAUUUUCCCUGAAAAAAAACACAUUAAAUUUGACAAGA